Molecule: messenger RNA, 972 nt
Organism: Rhizopus microsporus ATCC 52813
Lineage: Eukaryota; Fungi; Mucoromycota; Mucoromycetes; Mucorales; Rhizopodaceae
Product: DEAD-domain-containing protein
Exons: 1
Molecular function (GO): ATP binding; nucleic acid binding
Source: RefSeq, a predicted model, not a curated record
CCUACCGAGAUUCAAGCUUUAGCAAUACCUCAACUACUCGAUCGUCGUUGUCACCAUAUCUUGGUUGCCGCAGAAACAGGGUCUGGCAAGACCUUAGCUUAUUUACUGCCUACGAUCGAACUGCUCAAACAGGAUGAAAAGAACAUCGACAGACGUCCGUACCGACCGCGUGCCCUUGUGCUCGUGCCGACACGAGAACUGAUUCAGCAGGUCGUCAGGACCGCCAAAUCACUAAGUCAUAUCGUCAAGUUACGCGUGGUCGGCAUGGAAGGUAAAAAUAAGACGCCGCUCGAAGACGGUCCUGUAGACCUAAUCGUCUCCACACCGACGUCUAUCGCCAUCUCACUUCGAAACGGACUGAUCUCUCUAUCUGACACAAAGUAUCUCGUGAUUGAUGAGGCCGACUCGAUGUUUGACAAGGGCUGGGGCGAGGACUGUAAGCAGAUUAUCCGAAGGAUCCGCGAAAAGAACGACGAAAAAGUCAUGGUUGUGUCCGCCACGCUACCUCGAUCAGUCAACAAGACGCUCGACAAACUAUUUCCUCACAUGACCAAAAUAACCACACCUUCGUUACAUCGAUCACUACCCAAUCUCAAGCAAUCUUUUGUCGACCUCGAUCGGUUUCAAGGAAACAGACAGCUCGCCUUGCUCGAGAUCCUCAAGAAAAACAUCAAGGAUAAAAAGACACUGAUAUUCUGCAACACCCGUAAAUCCGCCGAACUGCUGCAUAAAUUUUUAGAGUCGAAGCAUCAAAAGACACUUGUUCUCUACAAGGAUGCACUAAUGGAUCGAAAGGAAGCACUCGAACUGUUUGAACAAGAUCCCUCUCACAAGAUGCUCAUCAGUACAGAUAUUGCGUCCAGAGGCAUUGACACUACAUUUGUCGACCAUGUCAUCCUCUUUGACUUUCCUACCUCCGUCAUCGACUAUCUUCAUCGAGUCGGUCGUACGGCAAGAGCAGGGCAAACAGGA